Molecule: messenger RNA, 165 nt
Organism: Rhizoctonia solani
Lineage: Eukaryota; Fungi; Basidiomycota; Agaricomycetes; Cantharellales; Ceratobasidiaceae
Exons: 2
Coding region: 1-165 (54 amino acids)
Source: RefSeq, a predicted model, not a curated record
AUGGCCGACUUCUUCGUCUCAUCUUCUGCUGCAGUCGCCGCUGUCGCCUCCAAGAGCACUCAGCAAAACAAGUCCGUGCCCGCUGCUCCUUCUGACAAGGCCGAGUCUAGCACCGCUACUCAGGGUGCUGGGUCGAACUUCUCGAUGUGCGAGAUCAUCAUGUAG